AUGGAGAUCUCCGACCAAACCGUGCAGAAGAUCGAGAGAUUCGCAGAGAACCGCCAAAUAGCAGAGCGCGAGUCUGCACGAGAGCCUCUGAGUGACACUGCAUUACAUGCCUACACAAGACGGUUGGACGCAACCCUGAAAGGUCUCCAAGAGCAAGUCAAGCGCCAAGAAAACGAUCUGAUCAAGCUGCGAGAGCUUAACUCCGUUGAACUCCCAGAAUCGGGCACUGACACAUGGGCCCGCGUUUCGCAAGCCCGACGGGCCAAGAAAGCAUACGAUUCAGUCCUCAAAUCUGAACAUGAGCUUCCAGCAACAGAUUCAGUGUUGCCCUCACUUCUCGCCCUAGAAGAAACAGCCCGGCUCAUCAAAGACAAUAAAAGCUCCGUCCAAUUGACAGCUGAACAGCUAUCUGCGGACCGAGAUCGCCUCCGCGUAGAAGACGCCAAUCUACGCGAUUCUCAAGCAAUCGCCAGUGGACUCCGAGAGCGCAUCCAGUUCAUUCGCAAUGCGCAGAGUAGGAAAAGCGACCAGACUCCAUCCCAGGUUGCGCGUGAGCAGGUGAUUCAGCAGAAGAAACAGAAUAAGGACCUGGACCGUACGUCUGCGCGUCUGAAGGUUGGUCUGGAUGAGUUCAUAGAUGAUACUCUUGCUCCGAUGCUUGCUGCUGAGGAUUUGGGUGGCCCGACUGUUGGUGAUGCGCUCGAGGUGUCGGAUGCUACGUUGAAGGCUGGGUAUACGGCACAUGGCAAGCCCAAGAAGCAGAAGCAGCCAGUUGAAGAGGAGAAUGGGUCGCAGCAGCGGAUUGAUCAGUUUAUGCAACGCAGUGGGGAUGAUACUUCUCGGAACAAGAGGGAAGCUGCUGCGAAGGAGUUUCAUCAGCUCCUUGAUGAUCUAUUGGAAGCCAACACUUCAUAUAUCAAUUUGAAGCGCGACUCGGCAUCUUCGAGGUUCCUUGUUAGGGCCAAGGUUGCCCAAUUCCACCCUCGAGAUGCACGACGGCUUCGAUUGAUUGAUUUUGGUCGCUCGCUAGGAACUUGA
Molecule: messenger RNA, 1038 nt
Organism: Penicillium canescens
Lineage: Eukaryota; Fungi; Ascomycota; Eurotiomycetes; Eurotiales; Aspergillaceae
Exons: 2
Coding region: 1-1038 (345 amino acids)
Biological process (GO): kinetochore assembly; mitotic sister chromatid segregation
Cellular component (GO): nucleus
Source: RefSeq, a predicted model, not a curated record